Molecule: messenger RNA, 2404 nt
Organism: Cygnus olor (mute swan)
Lineage: Eukaryota; Metazoa; Chordata; Aves; Anseriformes; Anatidae
Product: NADH-cytochrome b5 reductase 2
Exons: 10
Coding region: 143-1057 (304 amino acids)
Cellular component (GO): mitochondrion
Molecular function (GO): FAD binding; oxidoreductase activity
Source: RefSeq, a predicted model, not a curated record
CCUGCCAUGCCUCGUCGAGCGGGCGCUGAGCACCGCGGGGCGGAACCCGGCGGCGUAGGCUGGCACGGGGGGCCGGGCCGGGCCGCGGGCGGAGCCGAGCCGUGCCUAGCCGGCGGGCCGAGCGCAACCGGGAGCUGCUGCCAUGGAGGCGCUGGCGGAGGCUCCCGUGGCCGUCGCCGUGGCCGUGGUGGCUGCGUCGGCCCUGCUGCUGCUGCUGCUGAGGGGGGUGGGCCGGGGGGCGAGCCGCCCCGUCACCCUGCGGGACCCGCACGCCAAGUACGCGCUGCCGCUGGUGGGCAAGGAGGAAGUCAGUCAUGAUACUAAGAAAUUCCGGUUUGGGCUACCUUCACCAGAUCAUAUAUUAGGACUGCCUGUAGGCCAACAUGUUUACCUUUCUGCAAAAAUCAAUGGUAAUCUGGUGAUCCGAGCCUAUACCCCAGUUUCCAGUGAUGAGACAAAAGGUUAUGUUGAUUUAAUUAUAAAGGUCUACUACAAAAAUGUGAAUCCCAAGUUCCCAGAAGGUGGGAAGAUGUCCCAGUACCUAGAUGACAUGAAGAUUGGAGAUGUUAUUGACUUCAGAGGGCCAAAUGGACUCCUUGUCUAUAAAGGGUCAGGUACCUUUCUUAUCAAGCCUGAUAAGAAGUCUGAAGCACAGAAGAAGUUUGCGAAGCACCUUGGGAUGAUAGCUGGAGGAACAGGGAUAACUCCUAUGUUGCAGCUGAUACGUCAUAUCACAAAUGAUCCUAAGGACUCUACAAAAUGUUACCUUCUCUUUGCUAAUCAGACAGAAAAGGAUAUAUUGCUAAGAGCUGAGCUGGAAGACAUUGCCAAGAGGCACCCUGAUCAGUUCACAGUAUGGUAUACCCUGGACAGGCCUCCACAAGACUGGAAGUACAGUUCUGGCUUCAUCACCGCAGACAUGAUUAAAACCCACCUCCCUUCCCCUGGCAGUGAGACGCUCAUUCUCAUGUGCGGGCCACCACCCAUGAUUCAGUUUGCGUGUCAGCCCAACCUGGACAAACUCGGCUAUCCCAAGAGCAACACGUUUUCUUAUUAACAAUGAUGUCAUCCAAUACCUUUUCUUGAAUUUUCUUGAUCCCUUUUGGACUCUUUCUAUUUUCUGGAGACAGUGGAGACUGUGGACCUGAAUCCGUUCCAGAAGAAAGAGGUGAAAGGUCAUCUGAGACUACUGUACCAUCCACGUUCUCUGUUUCUCCUGGGUUAAGAACAGUAAUAGUCACAUUUUUUACUAAUUGUUGACAAAGUGGUUAUCUGGGAGACUAAUACUUAAAAAAAAAAAAAAGAUAAUAAAUCAGUAAAGAUAAAAUAAAGUGUUCCUGUAUAAAAAAAUCUUGCUCAGAAGGUGAAAAAAAUAUUAGCUGUACAUUUCAUACAAAAAAAAAAAGAGUAAAACAGUAUUGUUGUUUCAAUUUAUUUAAAAACAUUAUUUUAAUUAAUUCAGGGUCUUCACUUGGGUCUGCUCUUGCCUUUCUAUUGUUAACACCAAAACUCUUCCAUCAAAACCAGUGGGAAUUUUACUGUUUUCACUGAAGUAAGAUCUUAAAUAAAUCUUAAAAAAAAAUAAAAAAUAAAUCCCAUUUGAAUGCCAUAGAGCGAAAGCUCUUAUUUCAUACCAACACUGCACUUAAGAAAUUCAAUCUGGAUUGCCCCCUUGGUAUUAGUAUUUUAUAGAGGAGAGAAAGGGAGGGAAAAAGGAAAGGAAAAAAUAAAUAGCAAAAUUCAUGUUAAAGUUGCAUUUUGUUUGGAUACAAUACCUAGCACUGGUGCACUGACACUCCUGAUGCGAUCUUCAGUCAUCCCAAGAGGCAGAAAGCCAGAUGAAGAAGCAAAGAAGAUAUAAAACACCAGCAAAAUAAAGUUAUGGAAGAGCAAAGAAGUAAGCUAAGCAUUAAAAGCAGAAACAAAAAGAAAAGAAGCAGUUAUGCUUGACAUGAAAGCGAAUGCGCAUUGGUGUGCACAAGCCCCAGGAAUCCUGUACAGGUCAUCUUAAAUAGACUGGAACGAUCAUUUCUCUCUCUCUCUCUUUCAAGAUAUAUUAAACAUAUGCUACAGAGCUCCAUAAAGCCUGCAGCACUUCAGAAAUGAAGCAGUCUCUAAAAUUACAUCCUCUAUUACAUGGAGGUGUACUGAGUUCACUGCACUUGCAAGAUACAAACUAACCUCCAGUAAUUCAGUGUUCUUACUGAUUCACUGCUUGUGUCUAGAAAAAGAACAUUUUCCUUUAAAAGAUCACACCUCUUUGGAUAAUCGUGCAGUUAAAACAUAAUAGCAUGGCUUGUGGACUGCCUACACCUGUACAGACUAUUAAUUAAUGAAACUCCAAUGUUGCUAUUAUAGCAAAACUCUUUAAAAAAAUAAAUAAACAAACAACCCUUAAACAACC